Oryza sativa Japonica Group (Japanese rice) is the source of this 669-nucleotide messenger RNA. Lineage: Eukaryota; Viridiplantae; Streptophyta; Magnoliopsida; Poales; Poaceae. The record is from RefSeq and is a predicted model, not a curated record.
AGAUUCUAUCCCUCUCAUCUUGUAAUGUACUGCUACCAUGAUUUGUUCCAACAAAGCUCACUGGUCGACUCCUAUGGCCAGCGAGACGGCGGUCGCCGGUCUUGAGCUGCGCCAUGAGCCACUCCAUCUCGGCGCGCUUCAAGACCGCCUUCACCUUCACCCCGCCGCCGCCGCCGCAGCCGUCUCUUCUCCAUCCUCCUCCUCCUCCUCCUCUGCUGGUUCUUCCCUCAGCAGGUGGACGAAUCCAUCCUCCGCGGUGGCGAUGGCGAACGGCAUCGGCGCUACCCAAUCCCCUAAGGCCGUUAGCAACCUCGCCCCCGACCGCUCCCCUGACCUGGACAUUGAGUUGCAGGGCUACGAAGGGAAUCAAGUCCCAACCAGAUCUGGGCCAAGAGAACAUCUGCAAAUUGUGCAUAGGAAGAUUCAAAUGUGGGGAGGAGGAUGUUGACUUGAAAAGAAGAUGGAAGAUGGAAAGAAGAUGGAAGCUGAGACUGUUUAAGAUUACUCAUUUGAUUUUUUUUCAAGGAGUUGAGAGAUUUGGGGACUGAUAGCUCUAGAGCACUAGUGAUAAUAUAAUUUCAAGAAUGGGAUAAUUGGGGCAUACCAUCUUAUGCAGAUAUUGUGUUCUUCUUUUGUAUGAUCAAUGCAUGUCUAAAAGCUUUCAAAUUA